ACGGCCGCGCCACUUCCCCAGCUCCGCGCCGACCUCCCGGGCAAGUUACGGGGACUUUCCGAACGGUUUUCGGAGUUUCGGAGUGGCGCCAUGGCGCCACGUUAGCCGGGUGGAAGCUAGCAGCGGCAGCGGCGUCCGCCAGCCUCCGGGCGGCUGCGUGGGAGACGUUAACCCGGGAGCAAACAUGGAGAAAGUUCGGGAGCUGCUCCGCCACCUGCAGGACCCGCACCUCGUGGCCCGCUUCCAGCACGUCUGCGGGGUCCGGUCCGGCGCAGCGGACCGGGCUCACUCGCUCAACAACGGGGCAUGCAUGCAGCGAGUCUCCGACAGCGGCGAUAGCGACGCUCCAGCCGUUACCGGAUCCGGGGAGGGGCAGAAAGUGCCGGCGGGGGUCCGGAGGAAGGUCGCGGAGCCGAGGGGGGCGAGCGAAGACCCGAGGCAGAACGGGGCAGCCGUGUCAGAGGUGAUCUCCGCGGGGGAGCCGCUCCACGGAGCUCCGGCGGCGGGGCGCAGCAGCACGGUGAAGCCGCUCCGCAAGAACUCUCUGACGGGGGACGCCGGCCAGGAGUUCCUCAUCCAGAACCGGUUCCUGUACUACCUGUUCACGUUCGGCACCGAGCUGGGAAACGAGUCCUUCUACAUCACCUUCUUCCCGUUCAUCAUGUGGAACGUGGACGCCUUCGUGAGCCGCCGGCUCAUCAUGGUCUGGGUGUGGGUCAUGUUUCUGGGCCAGUGCACCAAGGACCUGCUCGGCUGGUCCCGGCCCGCCUCGCCCCCGGUGGUCAAGGUCGAGAUGUUUUACAACUCCGAGUACAGCAUGCCGUCCACACACGCCAUGUCCGGCACCGCCAUCCCCUUCUCGCUCUUCUUCAUGACCUACGGCCGCUGGGAGUACCCGUCCACGCUGGGCUUCUGCCUGGCGCUGUGCUGGUGUCUGCUGGUCUGCUCCAGCCGCAUCUACAUGGGAAUGCACUCAGUGCUGGACGUGAUCGCCGGCUUCCUGUACAGCGUCCUCAUCCUGCUGCUCUUCCUGCCGGCGCUGGACACGCUGGACGGCUUCAACCUGACGUCCCGCCUGGCGCCGCCGGUCAUCGUGGCGCUGCACCUGGGCCUGGGCGCCUUCUCCUUCACCCUGGACGCCUGGAGCACCUCGCGGGGCGACACGGCCCAGAUCCUGGGCUCCGGCGCCGGCGUGGCGCUGGCCUCGCACGUCAACCACCGCCUGGGCCUGAUGGCCGACCACCCGGCGGAGCGGCUGCCGCUGGCCGUGCCCGCCCUGAGCGCCGGCCUGGUGGGCGGCGCCCUGCUGCGCCUGGCGCUGGGCGUGCUGGUGCUGGUGGCCACGCGGGCGCUCAUGAAGGCCGUCACCAUCCCGCUGGCGUGCCGCGCCUUCGGCGUGCCGGGCGGCGACGUGAGGAAGGCCCGGCAGCACGUGGAGGUGGAGCUGCCGUACCGGUACCUGGUCUACGGCACGAUGGGCUUCAACGUGCUCUUCCUGGUGCCGCUGCUCUUCAGGUACCUGCAGCUGUCCUGAGCCCGCCGGGGUCAGAGGUCAGCCGCUCCUCCGCUCAGGGCAGCGACCGGCGGCGGAGAGACGGUUCUCCCUCUUCUCUUCCUCCAGAUGUGUUUGAAGCGAGAGUCUCGCGCCGUAAAGCAGGAAAACAAAACAAACUGCUGAGCGCGCCGCGAGCGACGCCGGAGAAAACACCUGCGAUCAGUCCUCUGCUUCCAGUCAGGAGUCCAGACACAGAACCAGCCAGCGCCUUCACGAGGAGCUUCUCCCACUUUCAGCAAGACGUUACCACUUCAGAGGGGGCGGGGCUUCAAAUUCAAGUCUUUCUCAGGAUCAGGACGCACCUAGUCCCCCCCCCCAAAAAAAAACAACAAAAAAAGCAUGAGUCAUCAGAUAUUUUUGUUGUUUCACAGAAAAAGGAGAGAAAAAUAAUUUAUUUUACUUCUUCAAUAUAAUUCCUAAAAGUGGUUAAGUAAUUUUUUUUUUUUUUUUUGUCCCUGGACUCUUUCAUGGAACAACGACCCUUGUGUGCAUCUUUACGUCUUCGGCUCAAAAAAAUUGAAGCAGGUUUUAUUGUGUUCAGUUUGCCACAGGUUUCUGUGUAUUUAGGUGGAAACAAACUUUCACCUGUCAGCGCUGGACCAAACACAUGACCACUGAUUUGCGUUUGCACUCCUACAUGAAAAACAAUUUGAUGAAAUAGACUAUUCAACAACAACAACAAAAAAAACAACCAACAAAACAAUUUUUUGAAAUUUUGGGGAAAAUGCAAUAAUUUUUUCCAGUAUUGGAGAAAAACAACAGAACGUGUCUGAAAAAGUCGAUUUUAUAUGUCUACCGACAGAGUUUAAAUAUAUAAUCUGAAGACUUGAAUUAGAGAAUCAGACUCCUCUGAACAAUUCAAGAAAUUAGCAUUUGGUUGUAUUUGGUCGAACUUGACUAAAUUGUUUUAAUUUUAACUUGGAAAUUUGAAUAAUUUAAAAGUCAUAAAGUUGUAAAUUGAUGGAUGAAACCCCUGAGACUCUGCUGGAUCUCAGCUCUUCAACCAGUAAAGCUUAAAGUUUGAAAGUUUCAACAGCCAUAAUGUGGAAGUGAGGAUUCCAGGCCGCUAGCAGCUCUCAUGCUAGCGCGCGGAAGUGAAGCUAGCCGCUCCAACGCUAACCCUGGAAUUUCAAGAGCACAUUUAGCGAUCUAAUAAACAGAAGCUUAGCUUUGAAGCUGCUAACUCAUUAAAGUGAGUCUGGAGCUUGUCAUGCUAACUUAUCACAGUAAGUUAGCUCCUGUGAUGCUAACUCAUUUUAAAACUAAAAGUUACAUUUUCCAUUUAAAUUUUUGAAACCUGACACACCUGAUGAGCUGUCAGGUGUGUCUUUUACAUUUUGAAGCGUCCUGCUCGGAUUUGUUGGCGAAAGUGGGCGUGUUCACCAGCUUCCCUUGGAGUUCCUCAGGGAUCAAUUUGUGGCUCCAAACAUGAGGUCCGGGACCCCUUCAGGGACCUCCAGCGCUCACAGGACAGGUCCAGAGGUCAGACGGAGGACCUGAGAAGGGCUGUGAACCUUGGGUUUCGUGAUCUCCGUUGCUCCUCUGCGGUUCUUUGUCUGGACUGAUCGUCGACGCCUCCUGAACCUUCACAGCAAUAAGAUUCGUCUCAUUCCUCUGAUUCCUGUUUUGUUUUUCCUGUGUUGGAGUCCCUGUGGAACUCGCCUCUCGCUCUCUCCUGUCUGCUCUGACAUCGACUCUUCUUCCUGCGAGUCGUGGGAGGAGUGGGGGCGGGGCAGCACUGUGUUCAGGAGUUCAACAGUUUGAACUCUUUCUAUUCCACUUCUUUCUCUGAGCACUUUAAGAACCACUCUGGCUUCACUUCCUGCUCAGAAACAUUUCACAGACCUGUGAUGCCUUCACUGUCUGCUCCGGAUCUUCCGGCGCCGCCACCUGUCUGCAGGUAAAAACCUUCUUUUCCUCUGAGCCUUAAGGAUCACAGAUCCAUGAUGCCUUCACUUCCUGCUGGAGUUUUCAGCUCCUGAACAGAGAAGGGGUUUUUCACGGUUGUUAAAAGUUUAAAUUCUAAGUUUCUGUUCAGAAUCUGUUGGUGGGAAACCGUCUUCACUGUGAGAUGUAUUCACUGUCCUCUUUCAUCCAGGAAAUUCUGCCGCUUUUAUUGUGAAUUCUUUUUGUCAUUGGUUUCGUCAUUAAAGACACUUCUCAGUUCAGUUUCUGUUCUCAGAUCUCAAAUCAAAUUCACAUUAUUGAGACUGAAAUCAGAAGUUUAAGAUGCCUUCACUGCCUCCUCUGGAGUUUUCAGCGACUCCGUCUGGUUAAAGUUUAUGAUCUUCAUUAAUUCUCGUGAAUUUCAUGACUUUUGUUAACGUUCAGAGUAUUCAGUUCCUGUUUCACGGGGACCACACCGUGUCCCAUUUCUGCAGGGACAAUUUGUUCAGAGAAAUGGAAAAUUUCAGAUUUUUAUUUUGAAUCUUUCAGUGGAAGCACGCACUUACUUCUUAAAACAGAAGUUGAGAUUAAGAGACUGUUUUUGGAAAUGGAAACAGAGACUCCUCCUGUCUGUCCUUUAGUUUGAAACAUUCCACUGAUAGUUAACUUUUUGAGGAAUUCAGAUGUGAUUCUGAAGCUGAAACAUUAAACACAAGUGAUUACUUAAAAUCUUUUCUUUCAGUAAUUUUUGCAAUCCAAAUAUCCAAGCGGUCAAAUUUUCUACAAUUUUUAGCUGAAAUAUGAAUUUUUCUUCUGUUUUUGUUUGGUGAAUUUUUAAUAGAAAUGUUGUUAAAAUUGGCUACUAUUUCAAAUGUAGUGAUUAUAUGUUCGUAUAAAAUUACAAAACAUUCUUCUUGUGCCUCUUCUGGAACUUUUUAUGACACUCUUGGAUUUCUUUCUAUCAGGGUUUGUUUGUUUUUUUUUUAACUUUAACCUGAAGUUGAUUUAAUUUGGGGUUUUUUUCUUUGUUUUCUUGAACUCAACAUGAAUCAAAACUCUUUUUUUUUUCCUGAAUCUGAAUGAAACUCUUAGAUUAUUUUUUUUUCUGUGUUUUCACUAUAAAAACUCAUUUUUGUCUUGAAAUGGACGAAAAAGCGAAGUUCAGAUUUCCCACUGUGACGGGUGUCAGUGAAGGCCACUCAGUGUUUGAUUCCUGCCCGGUGUGCAGUGGAACAGCCUCCACAUGUUGGUGCGUUCAGGUUCCUCUCUCGUCUUAAUUGGUUUAUCGGUACUGUCCUGAUAGAAAUGCACUGUUCCCAGAAUGCACUGCUUCCCCUCCCGAAAUUAACAUCUAUUUUCAGAAUUUUACUUGGAAAAAAAAAACUUGUAAGUUCUCAAAUUAAAUUGAAAUUGACUGAAACGU
Molecule: messenger RNA, 4865 nt
Organism: Salarias fasciatus (jewelled blenny)
Lineage: Eukaryota; Metazoa; Chordata; Actinopteri; Blenniiformes; Blenniidae
Gene: sgpp1b
Product: sphingosine-1-phosphate phosphatase 1b
Exons: 3
Coding region: 185-1534 (449 amino acids)
Biological process (GO): sphingosine metabolic process
Cellular component (GO): endoplasmic reticulum membrane
Molecular function (GO): sphingosine-1-phosphate phosphatase activity
Source: RefSeq, a predicted model, not a curated record